AUGAGCCGGAGGAACGUCUACAUGAAGUACUCGGACGACGCGAUGUCCUUGGCCAUCCAGGCCGUGCUCAAGAGGAACAUGAGCGUCCGGAAGGCCUCUAACCUGUACUACGUCCCGUUCAGCACCCUCUAUGGGAGAGUGCAGGCGGCUCGCGCCCAGGCGGUAGGCGGCGUAGUGGCCGAUAUCUAUAUUAUGAGAGGUUCUUUAACAUCGAGAGUCAAAUUUAAUAUGGUACCAUUUCGAAUUACACUGGAGGCAAUAUCAUUCUGGCUCGAGAAAAAUCAGGGCAACCUUGAGAGAAUUGUUCCGACUGCCUCAAGCAUUUCGUUAACCGCGAUAUGCUUCCAAUUCUGA
This is a messenger RNA of Nezara viridula (southern green stink bug), 354 nucleotides long. The record is from the annotation of a GenBank genome assembly. NCBI's taxonomy places the organism in Eukaryota, Metazoa, Arthropoda, Insecta, Hemiptera, Pentatomidae.